UGAGGAGCGACGCGUUACCGCUCAGCGACGCCGCUCCCAGACCAGGCUUCCGAACAAAUCCUUCGCGGGAUCGAAUUGGCUGUUCGGCAGUCAUCCGCACCGCGGCCCGCUUGCGGUCAGAGGAAUCAGGGCCCUAUCCGGCCGCCGUAGCCACCUCUCUGUAGGGGGCGGGGCCAAGGCCGGGGUCACCCCGCCGGAGCCACCUCUGCCAGCAGCAUGUUCAAGGUAAUUCAGAGGUCUGUGGGGCCAGCCAGCCUGAGUCUGCUCACCUUCAGAGUCUAUGCAUCACCUAAAAAGGACUCACCUCACAAAACUUCUGUGAAAGUUAAUGAGCUUUCACUCUACUCCGUCCCUGAGGGUCAAUCUAAAUAUGUGGAGGAGCCAAGGACCCCACUUGAAGAAAGCAUUUCACAUCUCCGACAUUACUGCGAGCCAUAUACAAGUUGGUGUCAGGAAAUGUACUCACAAACUAAGCCCAGGAUGCAGAGCUUGGUUCAAUGGGGGUUAGGCAGCUAUGAAUAUCUCCAAAAUGCACCUCCUGGUUUUUUUCCAAGACUUGGUGUUAUUGGUUUUGCUGGCAUUGUUGGACUUCUUUUGGCUAGAGGUUCAAAAAUAAAGAAGCUGGUGUAUCCACCUGGAUUCAUGGGACUUGCUGCCUCUCUUUAUUAUCCACAACAAGCCAUCGUAUUUGUCCAGGUCAGUGGGGAGAAAUUAUAUGACUGGGGUUUACGAGGAUACAUAGUCGUAGAAGAUUUGUGGAAGGAGAACUUUCAAAAGCCAGGAAAUGUGAAGAAUUCACCUGGAAAUAAAUAGAAUGCUCCAUGCUCUGCCCAUUUUAAUCAGUUAUAGGUAAACAUUGGAAACUCCAUGCAGUAAACCAGUAUUUCUACAGAAAAAUGGCAGAGAAGUCAGUACUGAAUAUAGUAAAUUGGCUUUCUUCUUCAGGACAAACUAUACUAGGCUUCUUUGUUAUCUUGGGUGAUGCCAUACUGCAAGUGGACUAAUCGGAAAUCCUUUCACCUAGAGAUAAUGUCUAGCCUUAGAACUCCUCAUUCUCAAGUUGCUAUUUAUGUACAUAAUUAAAAU
This is a messenger RNA of Neomonachus schauinslandi (Hawaiian monk seal), 1086 nucleotides long. It is a transcript of the gene APOO, whose product is annotated as apolipoprotein O. The record is from RefSeq and is a predicted model, not a curated record. The coding region runs from base 217 to 813 and encodes 198 amino acids. Gene Ontology annotation, biological process: cristae formation. Lineage: Eukaryota; Metazoa; Chordata; Mammalia; Carnivora; Phocidae. Gene Ontology annotation, cellular component: MICOS complex. The transcript is spliced from 9 exons.